Messenger RNA from Alligator sinensis (Chinese alligator), 759 nucleotides. RefSeq names its product olfactory receptor 10A4-like. The annotation marks the transcript as partial. Gene Ontology annotation, cellular component: membrane. Gene Ontology annotation, biological process: G protein-coupled receptor signaling pathway. The transcript has a single exon. The record is from RefSeq and is a predicted model, not a curated record. NCBI's taxonomy places the organism in Eukaryota, Metazoa, Chordata, Crocodylia, Alligatoridae. Gene Ontology annotation, molecular function: olfactory receptor activity; G protein-coupled receptor activity.
AUGGCCUCUUCUGAGAGAGACACCCAUGAGAACCGGACUGUCAUCCAAGAGUUCAUUCUGGUUGGCUUUUCAUAUCUUGCUGAGAUGCAGAGCCUUGUUUUCCUCCUGUUUCUAGCGACUUACAUUGUGACCUUACUGGGAAACUUCCUAAUCAUCCUCUUGAUAAAGCUCAGUCCCAGCCUUCACACCCCCAUGUAUUUUUUCCUGGUAAACUUGUCCUUCUUGGACAUUUGUUUCACAACCAGUGUGGUUCCCCAAAUGCUGGUUCACCUCUUGGUGAAGCAUAAAAGCAUCUCCAUUGCAGGCUGUGCAGCUCAGUUGUAUGCCUAUGCCAUCGUAGGCGUUACUGAAUGCUGCCUCCUAGCAUCCAUGGCUUAUGACCGCUAUGUUGCCAUAUGCCACCCCUUACACUAUACUACCAUUAUGAGUGGUCGGAAAUGUGUGAGCCUAGCAGCUGCCUCAUGGAUCACCAGCAUCUCAGUGCAGCUGAUUCAGAUCACAUGGAUCUUCACCAUGCCUUUUUGUGGGUCCAACCUCAUUGACCACUUCUUUUGUGAUUUUGCACCACUGGCAAAAUUGGCAUGCGCAGACACUUCCAAGAAUGAGAUUCUUAUUAUGGUUGUGACAGUGCUGUUCAUUAUGGGCCCUUUCUUGCUAAUAAUCCUGUCUUACAUCAACAUUAUGUGCACCAUUUUCAAACUGCCUUCAGCUGAGGGGAGAAGAAAGGCCUUCUCCACCUGUUCUUCACACCUUAUGGUG